Molecule: messenger RNA, 696 nt
Organism: Parnassius apollo (apollo)
Lineage: Eukaryota; Metazoa; Arthropoda; Insecta; Lepidoptera; Papilionidae
Source: the annotation of a GenBank genome assembly
AUGGAAAAUCCCAACCAAACUACUCUGAAUAAGAAUCAUUUCCCAAAACUUUUACAUUCUUUAGUUGAUCAAGUUGAAAUAUAUUCAUCUAAAAAUAUCAAAAGCGGAUUCAGAGCAACGGGGAUCUACCCAUUCAACCCAAGAGAAGUACUGAAGCGUGUACCAGAGUAUCAAGAAGAUGUGGCAUCAUAUGGGAUUGACAAUGCAUUGCUAGACUACUUAAAGCAGAUCAGGCAGCCAAAUCCUAUGACAACAAAAAGAAACAAAAAAGUUUUGACUGUACCUGGAAAAUCAGUAACAGUCGAUGAUUUACUGCUGACUUCCCAACUCUCAAAAUCGAAUGUACGAGCCAAAGUCAAAUCAUCCAAGAAUACUACGACACUCACGAAUGUAGAUCCUGCAGCCUCACUCGCAAGUGUCUCACUCGAGAAUUUUAAUAAAAAUUACAAUUAUAACAUUAGUUAUAUUUUAAACGAAAAAACAGGUCUCAUGGAAGCCACAAAAAACGCUGAUUUAGCAUUUGAAACUGAUUUACCCGUGAUUUCCAUAAAAGACCAAGACAAGCCCAAAAAGAUAAAUAUUCUAUUCGACAUCAUUUUACCAGAACAUAAGACUGAGCCUAUUGCAAAAACUAAAACUAAAUACUUUAAAGAAACUGAUACAAGCUUUAAUUAUCAUAGAAAAACCACAUACUGA